AUGGAAGAUCUACUCCAAAACUGGGCGGACUAUAUCCCGUCCCACCGGGUGCUCGUCAUAUCUGCUGCCAUUCUCGUCGCCUUGGUCCUAGCUUACCGGUCAUUCUUCACCAUCCAGUACCCAAAGAACCUGCUGCGCCUUGGCAAGAAGGAAGGUAUAUCAUGGUCUGCUAUGAGAAAGAAGUUCCACGAGGACAGCUUGACUGUCUUCAACGACAUUUACGAGAACUACUCCAAGAAGGGCAAGGCCGUGCUUAUCCCCGUCUUUGGUCCCAACGAUGAGGUUAUUCUGCCCCCGAGCGCGCUGUCUUGGCUCAUGAGGCAACCCGACAGCGUCGUCAGCUCUCUUGAUGCGCAGAUUGACGGUAUUCAGCUUCAGCACACACUGGGUCACAAGUUCGCCUACGAUCCAUGGGGUGGUUGGAUCAUCAAGAAUGACUUGACCAGCGUCCUGGAAAAUCUUGCCGCCAUCAUGAGCGACGAGCUCGAUGCUUCUUUCGAGGCCAACUUUGGAAGCGACGUCGAGAACUGGAAAGAAAUCGACCUCUUCCCGACUUGUCGUGCGCUGGGAGGACAGCUGACCUUGCGUUUUACUCUUGGAGACUCCCCCGAGGGACGCCGCCUAUGCCGUGACCCGACGUUUGUGGAGACAUGCUACGGUGUCGUGGACGGUAUGCUGGAUGCUGCUGGAUGGUUAGCCUCUGUUCGCAAGCCCCUCAAGCCUUUCCUCGGUCCCUGGGCUGCUCGUUCCAUGCCGCCCAAGAUCAAGGCCCUUGAACAGCGCUUUGAACCUCUAUUCCAAGAACGACUCCGAAUUAUUGAAGAGCACGCCAAGAACCCAGCCAUGGAGAAGCCAAAGGAUCUUCUUCAAAUGUUGUUCGACCACGCCGCCAAGGACCGCCCUGAAGAACUCCGCAGCCUUCCGGAUAUGACGAAGCGACUCGCCGUUAUGAACUUUGGUACUAUGCACCAGACCAUUCUGACUCUGCACAAUUUGAUCCUGGAUGUACUCGACUCGAACAGGGAAUACAAGACCGUGGAUGUCAUCCGCGACGAGGUGAACCGUGUAAUGGGUGAGGGCGGCGACUUUAGCGCCAAGAACUGGACAAAGGCGAACAUGGCAACCAUGACCCGAAUCGACAGCAUCUCGCGCGAGACGUUGCGUCUGCACACGUUCCUCGGCCGUGCCGUUCAGCGCUUGAUCAUUGCCAAGGAUGGACUGGUGACAGAGGAUGGUAUUCAUCUUCCUCAGGGCGCCAUGGUCUCUAUCCUGGCCUACCAGUGCCAGACCGAUGCCGACACUUUCAAGGAGCCCUUCAAGUACGACCCGUUCCGAUUCUCCCGCCCGCGUGAAGCUGCUGCAGAUUCGUCGACCGGAAAGCCCGGCCUAAACAACCUCAGUUUCGUUUCGUCAUCAGUGGAGUUCCUGCCCUGGAACCAUGGCAAGCAUGCAUGUCCCGGUCGUUUCCUAGUCGAUUUCGAGUUCAAGAUGAUUCUCGGCUACGCCCUGACACACUACGACUUGGAACUGCCCGAGAGCUACGACGGCAAGAGACCGCCCAACACUUGGUUUGUCGGGUUUGGCAUUCCCCCGCUGGACGCCAAGAUCAGAGUCAAAAGACGGAAGUCGGCUUAA
Messenger RNA from Pestalotiopsis fici W106-1, 1635 nucleotides. RefSeq lists its product as uncharacterized. Lineage: Eukaryota; Fungi; Ascomycota; Sordariomycetes; Amphisphaeriales; Sporocadaceae. The record is from RefSeq and is a predicted model, not a curated record. Gene Ontology annotation, molecular function: heme binding; monooxygenase activity; oxidoreductase activity, acting on paired donors, with incorporation or reduction of molecular oxygen. The transcript is spliced from 3 exons. The coding region runs from base 1 to 1635 and encodes 544 amino acids.